Molecule: messenger RNA, 1764 nt
Organism: Plasmopara halstedii
Lineage: Eukaryota; Oomycota; Peronosporomycetes; Peronosporales; Peronosporaceae
Product: nad-dependent histone deacetylase sir2-like protein
Exons: 5
Coding region: 1-1764 (587 amino acids)
Molecular function (GO): NAD+ binding
Source: RefSeq, a predicted model, not a curated record
AUGGAGCAAUCAAAUCCGGCCAAUCGUACCGUACCUGUCGUAAGUAUGAGACCACCCCCUCAUGAAGCGACGAGUCCAUGUAGCUCUAGCAGCAGUAGGGGUAGCCCAAGCGGCAUGGGUAACCGGAAUCGUAGUGUCAGCAUGAAUAUGCAUUCUAACGCACCGCCCAGCAAGAAACAGCGAGCUUCCGACGAUGAAAACGAACAAGCGACGCCGCCACGGGCCCCUGCAUCUGGUCCGACAUCCCCAUACUCCACUACCGAGGCGGUGGAUCCAACGUUGGCAAUUUCAAAAGUGCAAGACCAAGCAGUUGACGCAACGGAAUACUCAAAUAUCAGACAGGAUCAACUUGACAGAUUCACUGCUCCGAAACAUGGGCCAGCACUUAAAUCGGACAGAGAUUCUUCAUCUGACGAAAGUGACGUUAAUGAAGAGGCUUUUUUAAAUUGGCUGAUGGAUCAAAAGACUACUGGAAUGCCUGCUGGACAAAUGCUGGAUGCUCUGGGUCUUGGUGUCGCAGAUGGAGCUGCAGUGGAUGAUGACGAACUUUGGGAAGCGAUGUUCUCUAUGGGCAUUCGGCUUAUUCAAUCGACAGCAACACGACCACGAGAAAAACUGGACAGUGUCAAUACGCUUCAGGACGUGGUUUCUUUGCUGCGCUCGAGUGAAAAGAUUGUGGUGCUAGCAGGAGCCGGUAUUUCAGUAUCCUGUGGUAUCCCAGAUUUUCGAUCCGAGAAUGGCAUCUACAACCGCUUAGGAGAGUACAAUCUCCCGAAUCCACAAUGCAUGUUUGACAUCGAGUUCUUUCGAUCCAACCCAAAACCUUUUUUUGCGUUUGCAAAAGAACUAUUUCCUAAAUCCAAUGGGUUUACUUUCGUGCCAUCUCCAAGUCACUACUUUUUAAAGUUGCUGGAAGAGAAGGGCAAGCUUCUUCGGAUAUACAGUCAAAAUAUCGACAUGCUAGAACACGCAGCAGGUAUUUCUCAUGAGCACGCUGUGCUUUGCCACGGCUCGUUUGCAACAGCGACAUGUUUGGCUUGCAAACGAAUGUAUCCAAACGAUGCAAUUCGCGAGGACGUGCAGAAUCAGCGAGUGCCAAUGUGUCGGUCUUGCAACUCUCCUGAUGGAAUUAUAAAGCCAGAUAUCGUGUUUUUCGGCGAAUCAUUGCCACGACGCUUCCAUGACUCCGUGAAGACUGACGAAGGUGAAGCAGACCUUGUGCUUGUUAUGGGAUCGUCACUCAAAGUGAAUCCGGUACGGAGCAUUGUUGGUCGCUUUAAGAAGGAUACACCCAUGAUCUUAAUCAACAGAGAACCAGUGGGCCGUCCACACAAGUUUGACGUAGAACUUUUAGGGUAUUCGGAUGAGAUUGUGCACGAGUUGUGCCGAUUACUUGGAUGGGACAUUCCGCAGCCUGAUCCGGUACUAUUGGGCCAAUCUGACCUCCCAUUGCCUCCAAUUGCAUCUGCAAGAGCUCUCGCGCCUGUAUCGUUUGAAUUUGUUCCUCCUUCCAGGCAUUUGUUUAAUGGCUCCAAGUCCACUUAUUGCAGCUCGAGUGACGAAGAAUGUAGCAAUUCGUCAGGUGAUGAAAGUGUUGGCAAGGAGGAAGCUGCACAGAUUAAUUCUGAAACUGUAGAAGUAGUGUUGGAUGCAGAUUGUGAGCCGAAAACAUCGAACCAUGAAGGUUUGUCAUGGAAAGAUCAAGACGAGCUAUUUGGAAGUGGCAAUGAUUUAUUGGGAACGUCAAGCGUUAAUGACAAUUGA